Messenger RNA from Bombina bombina (fire-bellied toad), 2592 nucleotides. RefSeq names its product macrophage receptor MARCO. The transcript has 15 exons. Lineage: Eukaryota; Metazoa; Chordata; Amphibia; Anura; Bombinatoridae. Bases 645 to 1919 code for a protein of 424 amino acids. Gene Ontology annotation, cellular component: membrane. The record is from RefSeq and is a predicted model, not a curated record.
GUUCGUUAACCCUGACUGUUAAUAUUGUUAUACCUCCUUUUCAGCAGCAAGGACAUACCUACACUCAAUCUGGUAACUGUGCAGGAACAGACAGGACUAUUUCACUCUGUCUCACUACCUAACAGCUAACCACAAUUCCGCAGCCUUACCUGCUUCACUGACAACUCCGCUCACUCAGCGGACAGCACGGAAGUCAGACGCAGUAGCACACAAGCGCUUAGGAGAAGCGUUACCCACAGGGACAACUCCUGCAAUCUCUGUAAUAGCUCAGCCACAGGAAUACCUAGCACAGCAUCCGGAGUCACAACCAUUCUUUGUAAACCCUAGAGAUGGUUGUGUGUGAAAAUCCCAGUAGAUCAGCAGCUUUUGCAAUACUCAGACCAGCCAGUCUGGCACCAAGAACCAUGCCACGUUCAAAGUCACUUAAUUCCCCUUUCUACCGCAUUCUGAUGCUCAGUUUGAACUUCAGCAAGUCAUCUUCACCACAUCUAAAUGCCUAAAUGCAUUGAGUUGCUGCCAUGUGAUUGGUUGAUUAGCAGAUUGUUUUACCAAGCAAUUGAACAGGUGUACCUAAUAAAGUGACCGAUAAGAAACCAAGAGGAAAAUUCCAAAUCAAAAAUCUGUUGACCUUUAGAACUCUCUAUAUGUUACUACUGAGUGGACUAACUGGAUAUUUGACAUACAAAGUGAUAACCUUGCAGAAGGAAUUUUUGACAUUCAAAGAGGAAGUCUGCCAGUUGCAAUGUUUGGACAAGUCCGACUCCUCUUUAGGUAUGGCAUUGAAGAGAGAAGGGUCAGGAUGGGACCCAGGUUCCUUUCGGGAGUUCCUUCUACAGAUUCUGAAUGAGACCAUCUUAUCAUCUGCGGACUUGGAAACUGAGCGACUGUUCCAACUGGAAAAUGAGAUGAAAACUAUUCGGAACAGUAUAAACAACAUCACACUUAUCCAAGGGCCUCCUGGGUUAAAUGGAACCAAAGGACAACCAGGAACCCCAGGGAAUCCAGGAACUAAUGGUGUGCCAGGAAUGAAAGGACAACAUGGCUCUCCAGGAAAUCCAGGUUCCAAGGGAGAGAAGGGGGAUAGAGGUAAUGCAGGAAUGAAUGGGGAGCCAGGAAAUAAAGGGGAACCUGGCACCCCUGGGAAUCCAGGCUCCAAAGGAGAAAAAGGAGACACAGGUCCUCAAGGAACAAAAGGUGACAAAGGAAAGGAGGGGUUAAUUGGUCUGAAAGGUUCACAUGGAGCACCUGGAGUUCCAGGAGUCAAUGGAUCUCCUGGGCUAAAUGGACUCAAAGGUGAUACUGGAGCUCCUGGGCCAGAAGGACAGAAAGGCAGCAGUGGUUCUUCUGGAAUUCAAGGAUUGCCUGGUCCUUCUGGUCCUCCUGGGCAAAAAGGAGACAAAGGUGACAUUGGCAUCUCUGGCAAAACAGGACUACAAGGAAUCCCUGGGAGACAAGGUGAAAAGGGAGACAAAGGUGACAAAGGAUCUAUUGGAAAUACAGGGCCAAAAGGUGACCAAGGUACUCCAGGUUUGAAUGGACCUCCUGGUGAAAAGGGAGAAUCUGGCCAAACUGGCCUCCAGGGUCCAAAAGGAGAUCGUGGGGAGAAAGGAAGUGGUUCAUCACAAGUUGUUAGAAUUGCAGGUGGAGGAAACAGAGGACGUGUAGAAGUCAAAUAUAAUGGGGAAUGGGGAACUAUCUGUGAUGACAAUUGGGAUAUGCAAGAUGGCAAAGUGAUCUGCAAAAUGUUGGGUUUCUCCAGUGUUAUUGAGACUUUCACUGCAGGAGGAGGUGAGGGAAAAAUUCUCAUAGAUGAUGCAGCUUGUACUGGUAAUGAGGAGAGCAUAUAUUUAUGUCCAAAAACAGAUUGGGGCGUGCACAACUGCAACCACAGUGAGGAUGCAGGAGUAAGCUGCGGAUAGAGCACAUUCAACUCACCAACAUUCUGACUCACUGAUUGGAUGGCACUAUGUACUUUGUGAAUACAACAACAAUAUAUAAAGCAAUAUGAAAUUAGGGCCCUGUAAUUAUUUUCUGAUUUAUAAGAAUUUAUACAAAUUAUCUUUAAAGGGACACUCAAGUCAAAAUAAACUUUUAUGAUUCAGAAAGAGCAUGCAGUUUUAAGACACUCCAAUUUACCUUCAUUAUCAAAUUUUGCACACUAUUUUUAUAUUCACACUUUCUGGGGAACAAAAUCCUACUGAGCAUGUGCACAAGCUCACAGGGUAUAUGUAUACUAGUCUGUGAUUGGCUGAUGGUUGUCACAUGAUACAGGGGGCCGGAUAAUGGGAGAAAAUAAAAAAAUUGUCAGAAAAAAAUCUACUGCUUAUUUGAAAUUCAGAGUAAGUGUUAUUGUAUUUUAUUUUUAUUAUGCACUUGUUAAUUAUUAAAUUCUACUGCUUUGAGUGGUCCUUUAAUUAAAUUUUAUUUUGGUGAUCAAAAAAACCUACAAUCAUUUUACAUGUAUAUGAAGAUAUUAUCCACUACAUUUGGAAGUUAAAUAUUAGUAGUACAUAUUAACACAUUUUCUGUAAAAUUGCUGUAAUAAAAAUGUAGAAUAUCAGUGGGAACAAUAAAAUGGUUAUUUAAAUUAAA